CUUGGGAUUUUUCUACGAAUUUGAAUUAGUUGACAUAAACAAAUAUGCUCCAAUCUGAAUACUAAAAAUGUCUGACCAUGAAGAUAAUCUAGAUCCUAGUCAACAAAAAGAAGAUGAUAUUAGCCUUGAAGAUAAGAAUUCUAUUGAAAUAUUACCAGUUGAUGAUGACGAAUCUUCAAUAGUCGAGAAUAAAAAUCAAGAAGAGCAAGUUAUUGGUAAACUAGAAAGUGAUAAACCUAAACAAGAAGAUAUUUCCUCAUCUUCUAAUCAACAAGAACUGGUACCUAGUAACAAUUCAAUAAACCAUGUUAAUGAACAAACUCAACAACAACAACAACAAGAUCAAUAUGAAGAUGAUAAUAAUAAUAAUAAUAAUAAUAAUAAUAAUAAUAAUAAUAAUAAUGAUAAUCAUACUAAUAUGACACAAUCAAUAAAUGAACAAUCUAAAAAGAUGAUAGAUCCUGAAUUCUUUUAUAAUUAUACUGAUUAUAUUGUACAACCAAUGAUCCCUGAAAAUUCUGGUAUACCAAUAAAUCUUUUAAAAGUUUCACAUUUAUUCGGUAUGGAUGUAACACGUAGAGAGAAUAUACAAUUACUUCAUUAUAAUAAUAAUAAUCUAUUAUGUCAUAUAUAUGGUAAUUAUUUACAAAUAAUUAAUAUGGAUACAAAUGAUAUCAUAAUGAUACGUUCAAUGAAUGGAAUUGGUAUUGGUACAUUUUGUAUACAUUCACAAUAUAAGUAUAUAGCAUUAGCUGAAAAAGGUAUUAUACCAAAUGUAUGCAUUUAUCAAUAUCCUGAUAUAAAAUUAUAUCGUAUAUUAAAAGAAGGUACUCAAACUGCAUAUACUGCAUGUCAGUUUAGUCCAGAUGGUGAAUUAUUAGCUACAGUUGGCUCUGAUCCUGAUUAUACAUUAACAUUAUGGGAAUGGAGAAAUGAACAAAUUGUAUUAAGAUCUAAAGCAUUUUCACAAGAUAUAUAUCAUAUUGGAUGGUCAAAUGAUUUAUAUGGUCUAUUAACUACAGUUGGUAUUGGACAUAUAAAAUUUUGGAAAAUGGCUAAUACAUUUACUGGUUUAAAACUUCAAGGGAAAUUAGGCAAAUUUGGUAAAAUUGAAUUAUCGGAUAUUGAAGGAUUUGUAAUAUUACCUGAUGGUAAAGUAUUAACUGGUUCAAUAUGGGGUAAUUUACUUCUAUGGGAAGGUGAUUUAAUUAAAUUACAAAUAACACGUAAAAAUAAACGACCAUGUCAUAAUGGGAAUAUUAUGCAAAUUAUUAUAGAUGAAGGUGAAUUAAUGACAAUUGGUCAAGAUGGUUGGAUUCGAACAUGGGAUUUUGAAACUGUGGAUACAGCGGAAUCUUCAGAAGAAGGUGGAUUCUAUGAACUAGAACCAAUGAAUGAAUUACGUGUUGGAAUAAAAGCUAAUUUAAUGCAUAUUGUAAAAAUUCCAUUACCUGAUUCUACAAUGUGGUAUGCUCAAGAUGCCGAUGGAGCUAUAUGGAAAUUAGAUUUAUCCUUUUCACAUACAUCAUUAGCACCAGACUGUUUAGAAGAGUUCCAUGCUAAUGAUAUUGUUGAUUGUGUAACAUCACCGUCCACUUAUUGUGCAGCUACAGUUGGUCUUGAUGGUAAAGUAUGCAUUUAUGAUAUUGUUCAAAAGAAAAUCCUUGUUUCAAGACGAUUUCCAUCAGGUGGUUCAUCAUUAAUUUGGAGUCCACCACAAGUUGAUCCAAAAGGGAAAAUUUUAAUUGUUGGCCAUCAAGAUGGUGUAUUACGUUUAAUCAAAUUUGGUGAAAAUUCAGAAGAAUUAAUAAAACGUACAAAACAACAAUAUGCUUUAUUAGAUCUUGGACAAGUACUUAAACCGCAUACAUUAGCAAUUACAUCAAUGAUUUAUAGUCCAUCAGGGAAAUUAUUUAUAACUGGAAGUAAAGAUGAAACUGUUUUCUUUUUUAAUGUACAUACUACUCAUUUAUCACCUAUUGGUUUUAUUCAUGUUCAUGGAAAAGUCGUAAGAUUAGAAUGGUUUUCUAUGAAUAAUAAAGAAAUGAAUGAAAUUAUUGUUUAUUUAGAAAAUGGUUGUGUAUUAACUGUACAAUGCCCAUCAGAAAAUGAAAAAUAUGAUCAUUCUAAAACAUUUGCAUUAUCUAAUAUUAAAAUAACUAAAUCCUAUCAAUUCAUGAGUAUCAAAUCACGUUUAGAUCAUGAAGAAUAUACAAUGAAUAAAUUAGCACAAUAUGAAAAAGAAAAACAGAAUAGACAAGAAAUUCGACGUAUGAAUGCAAGAUUACAACCGGAAACUGAUGAAGAUAAACAAAAAUUCGAUACUGCCGAGGAGGUUAUUUAUCAAGGUGUACUGUCUGAAAUUGCUAAUUGGACACCUUCUUAUCCAUCAAAUCCAUCACCAUUACUUUAUGGAUGUUUGGAUAAAAGCGAACCAAAUCAAUUUUGGGUAUCUCUAGAUGAUUUCGAUAAAGGAUAUUUAUAUAGAUGUGAAUUAGGUGGUCCAUUAUUAACUAUUGAUGAUACCAUUGAAAAACUACGUCAAACAAAUAAACAAACAGAAGAACAAAAUCAGUUAAAUGAUUUAGUUACCAAGGUAACAAAUUUAGAACAAUCCCAAGAUGAUGAUACAAUAAUCAAUAAUGAGAAAAUCGAUAAUCUAGAAAUAAUUGAUCCAAAUCAUAUUACAUUAUUAAAUCGAAUUCAUGCAACCGAACCAAAUAAUGCAAUUUGUAUAUUAAAUAAAAAAGAUACAUCUAUUACAUUUUGGACAUUUUGUAAUUCUGGUUAUCGUUUAUUGAUUGGUUUUAAUGAUGGUACAAUAUGUAUACAAUUAUUAGAUAAACCAUUUGAUUUAACAAAAUUUAAAGGAUAUUGGAUGUAUCGUUUACAUGAUAAUCAACGUGGACGUGUCAAUCGUAUAGCGCUUACAUAUGAUGAAAAAUUUGUUUUAAGCGCUGGAAGUGAUGGAACACUUUUUGUCUGUGAACUUAUGACAGAAGAAAUGCAAGAUAAAGAAAUUAAGGAGUAUCGUGCACGAAUUCCAUCUACAUUUGAUACUAGUGUAAAAGUACAUGACAUCAUUGAUCCAAAAGCUUAUAGUAUUGAAGAAACUAAACAAAAAUCAGAACAUGAUCGUCUUGUAGAAUUAGCAGAAAGAAAGAAAGCGGAAACCAGACAAAAAGUAGCAGAAUUGAAAGAUCGUUUAAGAAAAUUAAAAGAACAAAACAAUCGCCUACCAGAAAGAAUUCGUCUACCAACGGAGGCGUUCAAUUUAGUUCCACAAAUUCGAUAUGACCUACUCAAAGAUCGUGAAACUGAAAUUGAUUUGGUCUAUAGAGAAACAGCUUGGGAAACUGAAAAAAAUAGGUUGGCAUUAGAAAAAUUAGAGAAUGUAUUCAUAAAGCCGUUAGAUUGUGAUCGUAUAACUGUCAAAGCAUUUUGUAGUGGUCACUGUGUAACUUCAAUACGUAUGAAUAAAUUAAGUGAAGAACACAUGAAAGCCUAUGAUGAGAUAAUUAGUAUUCGAGAAAAAUCAUUGAGCAAAGAAAAAGAAGACACAGUAAAGCAUUCUACACAAUUAGAUGUAACUAGUACAUUGGAACAUGAAUCUGAAAAGAUUAAAAAUGUUACUAAUCAAGUUAAUACAUCAAUAAAAGGAGCACGGGGUUUAAGAAUUGCACAAAAGUUACAUUUACUUGAGGAAUCUAGACGAAAACGAGAUGCUCGUCGAGCUCAGUGGAAACAAUUAGAAGCUAUGAAACCAGCUGAUGAUUAUGAAGAUCCAAGAGAUAUGAAAGAAAUUCAAUUGGCUAAAGAAAAAAUAGGUGAUUAUAAAUUGAAAUCAGCAACUAAUUAUGUAAUACCUGAAAGUAUGAAAUUGAAUACAUUUGAAGCUAAAUAUAAACUUCUUAAUCUUGUGGAUCAUGUGUAUCAAUUAAGUCAUGAAUUCAAUGUAUCAUUAAUUGGAUUACGUAAUAAAAAAAUGAAAAUUAUAGAAAAUUUGAAAAAAAUUGAUAAACAAUUAAAAUAUAUUAAUUGUAAUUUACCAUUGAAUGAAUAUGGUAUACGUUUACAUAUUGAUAAACUUGAUGAAGAUGAAUAUCCUGAAAGAAAAUUCAUAUACAACAAUGAGAUUCUAUUGAAUUUUAAAGAGAAUUUAGAAACGAAUAAACAAACAGAACAAACUAAUGUCACCAUAGCAACAACAAUGAAGAAACCAUCAAAUAAAAUACUUUCAUUUACUGAUUGUAUUCCACCUGAAGAACGUUGUCAUUGGAAAGAACCAGAAAUUAUCAAAGAAUUCCGUAAUCUCAAUACGAUUGAUUGUAAUGAUGAAACAGAUACUAUAGAUGUUAUUUGGUUUCCAUUACAUUGUUUAGCAUCAGAUUAUUAUAAUCUAACUAUAUUAAAUAAUUCAAAUCAAAAGUAUUCUUUAUUAAAACCAUCAUUACAUAAUGUAUUUGAUGAAAUGUCAAUCAAUAAUCCAUUAUAUAAUAAUGAAACGAUAGAAGAACAUCCACAGCAACAAGAAAAUCAAACAAAAGAUACCGAUGAUACAAUAAAAAUAUCAAUAUAUCAUCCAAUAAGACCAGAUAAAAUGAAUUCCUACAUAAUGAAUGAGAAUCAAACGGAAGAUAUAAAUUUAAAUGAAAUCAAUCAAAGUAGUACAAUGUUACCAUCGUUAGAAAUGGAAUAUGAAGAACAAAAAUGUAUUAAAGCAAUUUAUUAUCGUAAUCAUUUAUUACAAUUAGCUAGUCGACUAGUUCGUUGUUUUGAUAGAGAAAUUCAUUUAUUCCGUCAUCAACGUUAUCAAUUAGGUGUAUUAUUAAAACGUUCUGAAUUAUAUCAAUGUACAUUAUAUAAUGAAUAUUGUUUAUUAAAAGAAUUUGAAAAAUCUGAAUAUGUUUUAAUGGAAAAAAUGAAAAAUAGAUUAGAAGAAAAACAAGAUAUUACUAAUAAGGUAAAUGAAUUAACUUUGAAACUUGAACAAAAAAAGAAAGAUCUAGAACGUCUUUCUGAACGUGAACAUCAAAUUCAUGAAGAAUUUAAAACAAGUUUAGAUGAUUCACAUAAAUUUAUAGAAUUUCUUACAAAAGUAUUUAAAAAACGUAUUAAACGAAAGAAGCAAGAAUUAAUUCAUUCAGGUUCUGAAGAUGAAUCAGAAGAAUCUUCUUCAUCAUCAUCAGAUGAUGAUGAUGAUUCCAGUUACGAAGAAAUAGAUGAUGAAAAUGAAGAUGUUGUUAUUAUGGAUUUAGAUACAUGUCCACCAGGUUGUCCAAUGGAAGAUUUUGAACGUACUUGUUUAAUUAGAGAGAAACGUCUAGAUGUUGAAGAAGAAAUGACUGAAGAAAAGAAAACAUUAGAUAUAUUACGUAAAGAUUUAGAUAUAUUUACUAAAAAACAACGUGUUGUUGAAACAACAUUAAAACAAGCUCAAAAUGAAUUGGAAGCAUUUCAGUUAGAAAAACAACGUAAAUUGAAUGAAUUGGAAAUUGUUGUUAUAUUACGAUUAGAUCAAAUAGCUCAACAUUCUAUUCCAUCGGAUAUGACAAAUAGUUUAAUAUUUUUAAAGCAGAAUUUGUAUUCAUUACAAAAACGUAUUCAUGAAUUAGAAUUAGAGCAGAAACAACAAAGAAUUGAAAGAAACCAAGCAAGAACACAUCAUAUUAUGUUACAGAAAUAUAAAAAAUUAUUUCAGAAAGAAAUAGAGAAAUUAUCAGCUUUAUGUGAUAAAGAAAUGAAUGAUAAAUUUGGUAGAAUAGAUGAUAUUGAAAAAAUGGAAAGUGUUAUAGUAAAUCCUAAACUAGAAGAUUUAACAACAAAAAUGUUGGCACUACAAGAGGAAUUCACAAAAGAAGAAGCGAAUAUAGAGGCUAAAAUACGUGAUGCAAGAGAUUCAUGUAUGGGACAAAUACGUCAAAAUACGGUUUAUUUAACAAAAUUAUUAACACUUUUCAAUGAAAAUCAACAAUUACAAAAUGAUUUAAAUCAAGCAAAUGGUGCAAAAAUUGGAACUAUUCAAAGUUCAUUAGGAAUUGUUGAUUCGAAACAAUUAAAACAACUUUCACAAUUAGUUAAAUUACAAAGUGAUGAGAUUAAUAGUUUAACACAAGAAAUUCAAAAACUUUCACGAUAAAAAUAUUUUUUUAUUUAAGUGACCUGGGUUCGACUCUUGAUACGGAAGAGCUGACGAACUGACUGUGACGUUUUCUUCUUCUUCUUUUCUCAUUUCCAUAAUCAUUUUCGAUGAAUUUGUUUAUUCAUAGUCGUGUCGAACUGAUCAUAUAACUGCAUAAGUUUACAUUGAACACAUAAUUCUUGUAUGAAGUUAAACAGUGUUUUGUUUGUUUGAACACAUAGGUAUUGGUACAAGGGGUCACCAGAUAUAUAUGCGCCACACAAAUCUCAUUUGAUUUGUUUGAGGGAGGGAUACUGCCUGGGUGCUUAAGCCGAAGCAGGUGGUUUUCUUGAAGAGACACAUCCGGAGCCUUCAACCUAAAGGUCUGCUCCACAAGGCAGUGGAGCAUCGUAAGGAUAUGCAGUCCCAUGGAAGCCGGUGACCAACGAUUGGUUCGUACGCCAUUUUUUUCCUUCAGAAUCCUGGACCUCAUAUGCACUAUUGGUUUGGAAUGAGGGUUUUCCAACUCCUCUAGGUGGACUCUCUAUGUCCACCAACCCGGUUAAAGCGCCGGACAUUUGCAGUACAAUAAUUUUUUAAGUACUUUCUAGGGUAUCUAUAAAUAAUAAAUAAUUUACAAUGAGGUUCGUUAUUGUUAAUGAAGAAGAAAUAGAGACGGUUUGAGAAAGAAAGUUUUCUUUCCAGUGAUAUUAUUCAUUAAUGAAGUACAAUUGUUCAUAUAGUGAACAGUUUAUUGGAAAUCAAAAAGAUCACAUUAUAAAAUUUUCGAAUACUUGGAGUACUACAAGAAGGUUACGAAACAGUCAGUCAGCUACAAUGUAGAGCCAGGCAAAUAUGUGCAUCAGUCCAUUGUUUACGAUAGUGACGUGGACCCUAACCAAAUAGUCUGCAUCUAUCGAAAUGGCUUAGACCACGUUGCGUAACGGUCUUAAAAGAUUCAAGGGAAAUAAUAAUAUUUAUCUUCAGUAAGAUUUAUCUUCCAAAAUUAUCAACAGUCAAAUGAGUGAACUCAUAGGAUGUACGAAUAACAAACUUGGUUAUUGUAGACAAUUUAACGAUUCAAAGGUUUAAGUCAGAACUAUUCAGGCAAAAUCAGCUCAUAGAAUUACUCAUUCUAGCUAUCCACACCAACCUUUUUUUGUUUUUCUUACUCAGCAGUCAGUUAUUAUCACCGUGCAUUUUUUUCUUAGUUUUUUUCAUGUUUAUCAAGUGGAUGAUUAUCAUUCAAAUUUUCGACCCUUAAACAAUUUUCAUUAUACUGUUUCUCCAUAACUUUUAGACCAAAACACCAUCUUCAUCUGAUACUUGGAAUUUCAAUAUACUUAACGGUAUAACCUUAUUUUAUUUUCUGAUAUAUCACUAUGUUUGUGUCAGAAGAGAUUUUGUGGAGAUUGUAGUAAUUUCAAUAGUUGAGAUCAUGAGUCAACAGGGGCUAGACUACCACACAGUACCUGGAAACACUGGACGGCUGUUUCGUCCUGUUGUGAGACUGUUCAGCAGUGCGCGUUCACGGCCCCACCUCGCGGGACUCGAAGCCAGGGCCUAUCAGUCUUGCGCGCGAGAGCUUAACCAUUAGACCAUUGAGUUGGUCGGUAUCCAGCGGUGUUAAUGUCUAAUUUCAACUAAUCCACGAAAUUCAGCGAAACACCCACUAUUGUCAUCAGUGAGUUGCUAUCUCAAAACUGACCCGGUUGAACUCCACUGAUGAUAUCAUAUUGAAAUUGAUAUUUGAGUAACUGCUUAUCUAUGAAAUUUCAUUGCUUGCAAGAGAACUACAUUGGUAAUUAUGAUAAUAUUACCGAUGAGUAACUGUUCAAAAUCUGUCGACCAUCUAGUCGAAUAUUCAAGAAAGUCAAUCAGUUGUUUUCUUGAUUAUUAUUAUUUUAACACAUAGAUAUUGGUACAAGGAGGCACAUAAUACACAUGCGCCACACAAAU
Schistosoma haematobium is the source of this 8080-nucleotide messenger RNA. RefSeq names its product Cilia- and flagella-associated protein 44 (gene WDR52). The transcript has 28 exons. Gene Ontology annotation, molecular function: protein binding. The record is from RefSeq and is a predicted model, not a curated record. Bases 68 to 6139 code for a protein of 2023 amino acids. Lineage: Eukaryota; Metazoa; Platyhelminthes; Trematoda; Strigeidida; Schistosomatidae.